UUUUUGUUUUUUUUUUUUUAUUUUUUUCGCACAGCGUGACGGAAAACACUCGAGCGGUAUGUAGGCAAUCGACUACAAUGUGUGCUUAGUCGUUUUCGUACAUACGCUCAACGCUACCCACCUAGAUAUGGCAUGUUGCCAAAUGGCAACAUGAUGCAUUUAAGGGUUAAGAUACUGGUUAACUAUCUUUUUUUCCAACUGUUGGCAACAUUGCGUUGCACUAGUGCAGCAGUACAGCUACCAAGAACAAACCUCAUAUUGAUGGUGGCCUGGUGGCCGAAACUUGCACCACUAACUGACUGACAGUGAUUGACAGUGCGCGAUCUGACGUGAUCAAAUGUUAUCUAAUGUAAGCCUCUUCCAUCCUUCGUCGAAUAUACAGAAAUGUUGACACAAGCACGCACAGCGAGUCUAUCUUGCUCUAUCAUAACGAAGACCAAUGAAAACAAGAGGUGUUGACGAAAGGUAACGAAAGAUUGAGAAAAAAAAGAAAAAUAUACUUUUGAAGUUGUGGUUGGGAUCGACGCAAGUUUAUCGCAUAUAUCGUUCUGCGGAAGUCUAAAGAAAUGGCCGAGGAAGAGAAACCCGUUCCUUCAUCUAUGACGCAGUGCUAUGAAAAUUACAUUAUAGUCGAUGUGGGUGCUAAUCUAACGAACAAAAAAUAUAGUCGAGAUCUGGAUAGUGUGAUACAGAGGGCGAAGGACGCAGGAGUGCAAAAGAUUAUGGUGACUGGUGCUAGCAUUCGUUCCAGCAAGGAAGCACUAAGGCUAACUAGAAUAUAUCCCGGAACGCUCUACUCGACCGCUGGUGUGCAUCCACACGACGCCAAGUCCUGGGAGGAGCCGGAUACCUUACGCGAACUGGAGAGUAUAGCCGGAAAUCCCGAAUGUGUGGCAAUCGGGGAGUGUGGGUUGGACUAUAACCGCGACUUCUCGGCGCCGGAGGUGCAGCGCGCUGUAUUUCACAAACAGAUAGAACUAGCUUGUAUGUUAAACAAGCCAUUAGUAAUACAUGAGAGAAACGCGCAGAAGGAUGUGCUAGAAGUUCUUGGUCAGUAUAAGAAUCGUCUGCCACCCGUUUUGAUUCAUUCCUUUAUCGGCACUGCGGAAGAGGCGCAAAUAUAUCUGGAUGAGGGCUUUUAUUUGGGCAUUACGGGCUAUCUGUGUAAAGAUAAGUCCGACAGUGGAGUGAGACAGUUGCUAGAGGGUGGACAAGUACCAUUAGACAAGAUUUUAGUAGAAACCGAUGCACCAUUCAUGUAUCCAAACACUAGAGCUAGCAAAUUGCCUAUGUAUGUGAAGGACGCUCUGACUGAACGGUCUAUGACGUUUCUUCAGCGUUACUGCACUUUCCAACGUAACGAGCCGUGUGCCUUGCCAGCCAUCGUGGAAAUGGUGGCGGCGUUUAUGCGAAUUACGCCGGAACAAGUCGCGUUGGCUACCGCCUUCAAUGCUCUGAAAUUAUUUGGUUUGAAUCAAUGAUAAUACUUGAACCUCAGAGAAUUGUGCAUAAAAUGGGUGCUAAUAGGUGCUAUAUAACAAUUCGAUUUUUAAAUAAUACAAUGUAGAGAAUUAAAAUUUUGUUUAUGUUAAAUAA
Monomorium pharaonis (pharaoh ant) is the source of this 1596-nucleotide messenger RNA. RefSeq names its product 3'-5' ssDNA/RNA exonuclease TatD. The record is from RefSeq and is a predicted model, not a curated record. The transcript is spliced from 2 exons. Gene Ontology annotation, cellular component: cytosol. Bases 567 to 1481 code for a protein of 304 amino acids. Gene Ontology annotation, molecular function: single-stranded DNA 3'-5' DNA exonuclease activity. NCBI's taxonomy places the organism in Eukaryota, Metazoa, Arthropoda, Insecta, Hymenoptera, Formicidae.